Trichomycterus rosablanca is the source of this 2412-nucleotide messenger RNA. It is a transcript of the gene dla, whose product is annotated as deltaA. The transcript has 11 exons. Lineage: Eukaryota; Metazoa; Chordata; Actinopteri; Siluriformes; Trichomycteridae. Gene Ontology annotation, molecular function: calcium ion binding; Notch binding. The coding region runs from base 57 to 2375 and encodes 772 amino acids. Gene Ontology annotation, cellular component: plasma membrane. The record is from RefSeq and is a predicted model, not a curated record. Gene Ontology annotation, biological process: cell communication; Notch signaling pathway; multicellular organism development.
UUUUUGUGAGAUUGCCCCAAGACUUUAUAGAUUUAUUUAUUUAUUAUUUAUUCACCAUGGGACGCUUCCUUCUGUUGGUCUCUGUGCUUUACGUCUUAUUCAGCCAGGGUUUUUGCUCGGGGGUGUUCGAGCUGAAGCUGCAGGAGUUCCUGAACAAGAAGGGCAUCCAGGGCAACAGGAACUGCUGCAAGCCGGGGGCCACGUCCCUCUACCAGCAGUGCGAGUGCAAGACCUUCUUCCGGGUCUGCCUCAAGCACUACCAGCCCAACGCCAACCCCGAGCCGCCGUGCACCUACGGAGGCGCGGCGACUCCGGUGGUGGGGUCCAACUCCUUCCAGAUCCCGGACUCGUUACCCGACGGCUCCUUCACCAACCCCAUCAGGAUGAACUUCGGGUUCACGUGGCCGGGAACGUUCUCACUGAUCAUCGAAGCAGUUCACGCGGACUCCAAAGAAGACCUGACGACAGAAAACCCAGAGCGCAUCAUCAGCACCAUGACCACGCAGAGGCACCUGACGGUGGGAGAGGACUGGUCCCAGGACCUGCACAGCGCCGGAAGGACCGAGCUCAAGUUCUCCUACCGGUUCGUCUGCGACGAGCACUACUACGGCGAGGGCUGCUCCGUCUUCUGCCGGCCCAGGGACGACACGUUCGGACACUUCACCUGCGGAGAGCGCGGCGAGAUCAUAUGCGACGCCGGCUGGAAGGGGCAGUACUGCACGGAACCAAUCUGCCUUCCUGGAUGUGACGACGAGCACGGCUUCUGUGAGAAACCUGGCGAAUGCAAGUGCCGCGUGGGCUUCAAAGGCCGCUACUGCGAUGAGUGCAUCCGUUACCCGGGCUGCCUCCACGGGACGUGCCAGCAGCCGUGGCAGUGCAACUGCCAGGAGGGAUGGGGAGGUCUCUUUUGCAACCAGGAUUUGAACUACUGUACACAUCACAAGCCCUGUCUGAACGGAGCCACUUGUAGCAACACCGGGCAGGGGAGCUACACCUGUUCCUGUCGGCCGGGGUUCACCGGGACCAGCUGCGAGAUCGAGGUCAACGAAUGCGCCGGGAACCCGUGCCGCAACGGAGGGAGCUGCACGGACAUGGAGAACACCUACAGCUGCGCAUGCCCCCCUGGGUACUACGGCAAGAACUGCGAUCUGAGCGCCAUGACUUGCGCCGACGGUCCGUGCUUCAACGGCGGACGCUGCGCCGACAAUCCGGACGGCGGCUACUUUUGUCAGUGUCCUACGGGCUACGCCGGCUUUAACUGCGAGAAGAAGAUCGACCACUGCACGUCCGGUCCUUGUUCAAACGGUGCCCGCUGUGUGGAUUUGGUCAACUCUUAUUUAUGCCAGUGUCCGGAGGGAUUCACGGGCAUGAACUGCGACCACACCAGCGACGAGUGCUCCCUCUACCCCUGCCAGAACGGUGGUACCUGCCAGGAGGGCGCCAACGGAUACACCUGCACCUGCCCGCCUGGUUACACCGGGCGCAACUGCAGCUCGCCCAUCAGCCGCUGCCAGCACAACCCGUGCCACAAUGGCGCCACCUGCCACGAGCGCAACAACCGAUACGUGUGCGCCUGCGUGCCUGGCUACGGAGGACGCAACUGCCAGUUCCUGCUCCCGGAGAGGGCGUCCCAGGCGUCCGGGGACAUCCCGUGGACGGCGGUGGGCUCUGGCGUCCUCCUGGUCCUGCUUCUCGUCGUGGCCUGUGCCGUCCUGGUCGCCUGCGUCCGGUCCAGAGUCCAGCAGAGGCGCAAGAGCCGGGAAGACGAGGCGGCCAACGGCGAAACCGAGACCAUCAACAACCUGACCAACAACUGCCAGCGCGACAAGGACGUCAGCGUCAGCGUGGUCUCCGGGCUGGCGCCGGUCAAGAACAUCAACAAGAAGAUCGACUUCCACAGCGAGCACGACCUGAGCGCUGCCGCCGCCGCCGAGAAGGCUGGAUACAAGUCCAGGCAGCAAGCCGCCGAUUACAACCUCGCGCACGAAGCCAAAUACGAAGUCAAGCACGAGGUGAGGCUGGAGCACGCCGGGAAAGAAGCGGCGGGGGCGAAGGACCUGGCCGACAGCUGCGAAGACAUCAAGUGCCAAAGCUUGCAGGACUCCUGCGACUUUGAGGAGAAACGUCGAAAACGUCUGAAGAGUGACGCAUCAAAAUAUUCCGAGUCCAGAUACUCGGAGUCCAGAUUCUCAGAGUCCAAAUACUCUGAUUCGAAGUAUCCAGAGUCGAACUAUUCCGAUUCGCUGUAUUCAGAGUCAGCAUGCGCGUCCGCAUGUGCAUCGGCGUCCGUCUCGGCCAGCAUGGACACCAAGUACAAGUCCGUCAUGGUCGUCUCGGAGGAGAAGGACGAAUGUGUGAUCGCGACCGAGGUGUGAGACGGGCCUCUGGGAAGCCGAUGCUCAUCGUGUCGCC